Babjeviella inositovora NRRL Y-12698 is the source of this 216-nucleotide messenger RNA. Its product is annotated as HMG-box domain-containing protein. The transcript has a single exon. The annotation marks the transcript as partial. The record is from RefSeq and is a predicted model, not a curated record. Gene Ontology annotation, molecular function: RNA polymerase II cis-regulatory region sequence-specific DNA binding; DNA-binding transcription factor activity, RNA polymerase II-specific. NCBI's taxonomy places the organism in Eukaryota, Fungi, Ascomycota, Pichiomycetes, Serinales. Gene Ontology annotation, biological process: cell differentiation; anatomical structure morphogenesis; negative regulation of transcription by RNA polymerase II.
CGGCCGCGCAACUCAUUCAUUCUUUUUCGACAGAAGAACCACCAAGCCGUGUUAGACGACGGUGUGAUUACAACGAACCCCGAAGUGUCACGUGAGUUGGGGCGCCGCUGGCGCAAUCUUCCGCCGGAUGAGAAGGAGCACUGGAACCGGUUGGCCGACGAGGAGAAGCGGCUCCACGCAGAAAAGUAUCCGGGGUACCGCUAUGUACCACGAAAG